Messenger RNA from Manihot esculenta (cassava), 1863 nucleotides. RefSeq names its product hydroxyproline O-arabinosyltransferase RDN2. The transcript has 9 exons. NCBI's taxonomy places the organism in Eukaryota, Viridiplantae, Streptophyta, Magnoliopsida, Malpighiales, Euphorbiaceae. The record is from RefSeq and is a predicted model, not a curated record. Gene Ontology annotation, molecular function: glycosyltransferase activity. Bases 435 to 1484 code for a protein of 349 amino acids.
AUAGAGGAAGGCAUUGCCCCUCCUCUGCUACAAGACAAACAAAAGAAACACUAGAAAGCCAAAAAUCUCACUUUCCGAAUUUCGCUUUCACUUCUCGAUCCCAAAAAUCUACCAUUAAUCAUUUGGAUCUCUGCGCUCACGUCAACAACUCACACCGGAUCGUACGUUGCUCUUCUUCCUCUGUGGGUGCGUACACGAUGAUGGAUAAUGGCCGAUGAAGUGUCGGAUGGGCGCAGAUUACUGGCUGGAGCUUCAAUUGUCUGGAAAUUCCAAAAUUAAGUCAGACUUUUAUCAGAUAAAAGUAGUCUUUAUAAUAUAUAUUCUGGGGUAUCAUUUUCAAAAACAUUGAUAGAUCCUUGCUUAUAAGGUGUUUGGACUUCAACAAUUGAUUUGUUACUUGUGUGGAGAACCUUGGAUCUUGAUUUGACCUAUCAAUGAUUGAGAGAAAGGCAAUGGGGCGUGCUUCUCCAUUGCUUUUGAUUCUCUUGGUUCUUGGUUUUUGCUUUGCCACAUACAAUUUGGUUACCUUGAUAAUCCACAAUAGAUCUGUUGGGAAACGGACGCAUGACGGUUCAAGUGGUGGUAUAUUUUUUGAUCCUGUUAUUGAAAUGCCUGAAGAUGCAAAGAAACAAAAGAAUGCCAAGAUCCCAUUCCAUGUUGCCUUAACAGCAACUGAUUCUCCUUACAGCAAAUGGCAGUGUCGCAUUAUGUACUAUUGGUAUAAGAAGAAGAAAGAUCUACCUGGGUCAGAGAUGGGAGGAUUCACCCGAAUUUUGCACUCAGGAAACCCUGACAACUUGAUGGAUGAGAUUCCUACUGUUGUGGUUGAUCCUCUUCCAGCAGGUUUGGAUCGGGGUUAUAUUGUGCUAAACAGACCUUGGGCUUUUGUGCAGUGGUUGGAAAAAACUACAAUCGAAGAAGAAUACAUAUUGAUGGCAGAGCCUGAUCACAUAUUUGUAAAUCCUCUUCCAAAUUUGUCACAUGAUGGGUAUCCAGCUGCUUUUCCAUUCUUUUACAUUAAACCUGCUGAUAAUGAAAAAAUCAUUAGGAAGUUUUAUCCAGAGGAGAAAGGCCCUGUGACAAAUAUUGAUCCAAUUGGUAAUUCUCCUGUAAUUAUCAAGAAGGAAUUGCUGGAGAAAAUAGCCCCAACAUGGAUGAAUGUUUCCUUGAAAAUGAAAGAUGAUCAGGAGGCUGAUAAAACUUUUGGCUGGGUGCUAGAAAUGUAUGCAUAUGCUGUAGCUUCAGCUUUACAUGGCGUGAAGCACAUUCUUCGGAAAGACUUCAUGUUGCAGCCCCCUUGGGAUCUCGGAAUUGGAAAAAAGUUUAUUAUUCAUUACACUUAUGGAUGUGACUACAACUUAAAGGGUGAGCUAAUGUAUGGUAAAAUUGGAGAGUGGCGAUUUGACAAGAGAUCCCAUCUACGUGGACCUCCACCAAAAAAUCUGCCCUUGCCCCCUCCAGGGGUUCCUGAAAGUGUGGUAUGAAUCAAGGUCUCGCUUGUAAAGAUGGUCAAUGAAGCUACAGCCAACAUUCCUAAUUGGGAUACUGAGUAGUGAGUAGAUAUCAGUGCAGUCCAAGUGGUCAACUUUUUCUUUGAGAUGGUUGAAAUUUUGAUCCAUAGCAAUUCACAAAUGUCGCUGUUUAGAAACCUCAGGUUAAUUUUUUCAAAUUAUGGGAUAUAAUAAUAUAGGUUUAAAUUAAGGAAGUUCUUCUAUAUCUUGAUUUAGGAUUACAAAUUACAAUCUUUGGCGCCUAGGCAAGCACACACCAAUUUUAUUCUUCCUGCAUUUUUGGCAGAUAAAUACAGCAUACUCUCAAAUUGAGAGAGAAAUGAAUCAACUUAACGAAUUGUUGCUGGUUUGA